Peromyscus eremicus (cactus mouse) is the source of this 1886-nucleotide messenger RNA. RefSeq names its product cathepsin K (gene Ctsk). The record is from RefSeq and is a predicted model, not a curated record. Gene Ontology annotation, biological process: immune response. NCBI's taxonomy places the organism in Eukaryota, Metazoa, Chordata, Mammalia, Rodentia, Cricetidae. Gene Ontology annotation, molecular function: cysteine-type endopeptidase activity. The transcript has 8 exons. Bases 405 to 1394 code for a protein of 329 amino acids. Gene Ontology annotation, cellular component: lysosome.
GAGCAUGGUUCAGGGUAAGGGGCGGGCCAUGGCUGAAAGGAUAAAAAAAGAUGGAGUCCUCCAAUUAGACAUUCUGAGAAAGGGAAGAGACAGCUAGGGCUGUGUCCUUUCAUAUCCUCACCAAAGCCUCAAUUUGAAUAAUGCGCUGUCUUAGUUUUUACCCCCAAGAUGAAACUAUACACUUAGCAGCUCUCGGGAACGUGGUGCAAAUGUGUGUCCACCCUUCCUCCCUAACCCCCUUCUCAUCCUAUCCCCGCCUCCCUCCCUUAUCCAAAUUUUCCAGCCACGGCUGGAGUUGACUUCCGCAGUUCUGAUGGAAUAAAUCUAGCACCCUUGGUCUCCUGCUCACAGUAGCUACACUUCCUGUCUGAAAGGAGCCUAGACAUCAGAUUCUCAACAGCAGGAUGUGGGUGUUCAAGUUUCUGCUGCUACCUGUGUUGAGCUUUGCUCUCUACCCCGAGGAAAUGCUGGAUACCCAGUGGGAGCUAUGGAAGAAGACCCACAGAAAGCAGUAUAACAGCAAGGUGGAUGAAGUCUCACGGCGUUUAAUUUGGGAAAAAAACUUGAAGCAUAUUUCCAUCCAUAAUCUUGAGGCCUCUCUCGGUGUCCAUACAUAUGAACUGGCCAUGAAUCACUUGGGAGACAUGACCAGUGAGGAAGUGGUUCAGAAGAUGACUGGACUCAAGUUACCACCCUCUCACUCCCGAAGUAAUGACACUCUCUACAUCCCAGAGUGGGAAGGCAGAGCCCCAGACUCCAUCGACUAUCGAAAGAAAGGCUAUGUUACUCCAGUCAAAAAUCAGGGUGAGUGUGGUUCCUGUUGGGCCUUUAGCUCCGCGGGUGCCCUGGAGGGCCAGCUCAAGAAGAAGACUGGCAAACUCCUGACUCUGAGUCCUCAGAAUCUGGUGGAUUGUGUGUCUGAGAAUUAUGGCUGUGGAGGCGGCUAUAUGACCACUGCCUUCCGAUACGUGCAGAUGAAUGGGGGCAUUGACUCCGAGGAUGCUUAUCCCUAUGUGGGCCAGGAUCAAAGUUGUAUGUACAACCCCACGGCAAAGGCAGCUAAAUGCAGAGGGUACAGAGAGAUCCCUGUGGGGGACGAGAAAGCCCUGAAGAGAGCGGUGGCCCGGGUGGGCCCUAUUUCAGUGUCAAUCGACGCGAGCUUGCCAUCUUUCCAGUUUUACAGCAGAGGUGUGUACUAUGAUGAAAAUUGUGACGGUGAUAAUGUGAACCACGCGGUGUUGGUGGUGGGCUAUGGCGUCCAGAAGGGAAGCAAGCAUUGGAUAAUUAAAAACAGCUGGGGAGAAAGCUGGGGAAACAAAGGAUAUGUUCUCUUGGCUCGGAAUAAAAACAACGCCUGUGGCAUCACCAGCCUGGCCAGCUUCCCCAAGAUGUGAUGCCAGCCAGCCGCCCAUUCUGCUCUCCCAGUCCUUCUUCAAUGGUGCCCUACGACGGUGUACUUUGGAAGGGAGUUGCCAAAGUACUCCUGAAGUGGACGUGUUGACACGAAGAUUGUUUAGUUUCUCCUUAUUGCUGCUCCCGGUGACACCUCUAACUUUCCUUCUCUCCGCCCCAGGCCCUUUUCUUUGUGGACACAAAAGGAAGUUCUCUGAGACUUGUAGACUCCUAGGCUAAGAUAUCUGGUCACAGACUCACCUGAUGUUGCUGUUUGGGGACUGGUACUGUGCACAUAAACACUGGAGGUCUCCAGCAGGCUGGAGUGACCUUCCCAAGUCCCUGUCUUCCAUAUUCUCCAGUGCAGAUUUCUGUUUUCCACCGAGAUUCACAACCUAUUCAUAACUCUUUGACAAAUUUGUACUCUAUAAGAAAUGCAUGUUCUUUUCCUUCUUUGCAUUUUAAAUAAAAUAUCUCAUUUACGAUUUCAUAAA